CAAAAACAAAAACCAUUAAAGACCAAAUCAAAAAGGACCCUGAACUGGUGCAACAAAUGGAAGAAUUUCUGCAGGUUGCGGUGAAGGAGCUGAAAGAACUGGACACACAGAGAGUGGAGUUACAGAAAGAAGUUCACACCCUUAUUGAUUUCUUCUGUGAAGACAAAGAAACCAUGAAACUUGAUGAAUGUUUCCAGAUAUUCCGGGAUUUCUGUGACAAGUUCAACAAAGCAGUGAAGGAGAAUAAGGAGAGAGAAUUACAAGACAUUCGCCAGAAGCAGAGACUGAAGGAACAGGAGCUAAAACGUCAGUCCUGGGUCUGUGUAGAGGCUGGAGGUUUUGGAAGGAGUAGCAGUGAAAGUGAUGUGGAGUUACUGACAAAGAAGGGACUGGAGGAGUUUUUACUUCAAAGGCCCCAAAGCCCACUGAGUAGGACCUCUAGCACUAGGCGUUCUCGACACUCAUUAGGUGUUACAGCAGACAGAGAACUUCUAAUGUACUUGGAAGCCCCUCAGGAUGAUCAGUUAAACAAAUGUAAUAGUCUUCCCAGAACUCACACUCGACAGUCAAGACCAACAAUUGCAUGGAUGAAUUCCAAAGACAAAAAUGAAGAGGGCAAUAUGCACUUAAGUAAAAAUGAAGCCAUUCAAAGUUCCUCACCUUUGCCUACAGUUCAUAUUAGUAGUUUUGGAGAUGACCACACUGCCGUAGUAAAUAAACGAAAUAAUCAGACCAAUAUAGACCGCAACAACAACCAGCCACAAAACUGCCAAGAAAAUGGAGACCGUUCAAUUAAAAAGACCCCU
Messenger RNA from Staurois parvus, 806 nucleotides. The record is from the annotation of a GenBank genome assembly. NCBI's taxonomy places the organism in Eukaryota, Metazoa, Chordata, Amphibia, Anura, Ranidae.